GCCGGAUAUCCGGCCGGCGGCGGAUGUUGACAGUUGAGAGGCUCGGUUAAGUUCAAGACUGCAGCCUCGGGAUGGCAGAUGACAAUGAAGACUUGCAAGCGGACGAGGACCUCCCAGAGGGGGAGACGUUUGACCAGCUGGAGAAAACUGAACGGAGCGGUCACGUGGCGGUCACCGACGGCCAGUGCAUGUUCGUGUGGGGUGGCUAUAAGAAUGCCCAGGUGAGGGGCUUUUAUGACUUCUACCUGCCCAGAGAUGAGAUCUGGAUCUACAACAUGGAAACCGGAAGAUGGGCAAAGCACAGGACAGUGGGAGACGUGCCCCCUUCCAUGUCGGGCAGCUGCGCCGUCUGCGUGGACAGGGUCUUGUACCUGUUUGGAGGACAUCAUGCACGCGGCAACACAAAUAAGUUCUAUAUGCUGAAUUCCCAGGCGAACGCCCAAGUCCUGCAGUGGGUCCGGGUGGACUGCCAGGGAGUUCCUCCGUCCUCCAAGGACAAGCUUGGCGUCUGGGUGUACAAAAACAAGCUGAUAUUCUUUGGCGGCUAUGGGUACUACCCCGAAGGGGAGCAAAUCGGAACGUUCGAGUUUGAUGAAACCUCUUAUUGGAAUUCAGGCCUUCCUCGAGGAUGGAACGAUCACGUCCACAUGCUGGACACGGAGACUUUUACGUGGAGCCAGCCCGUCACGACGGGCAAACUGCCCUCUCCCCGGGCCGCCCACGCCUGUGCCACAGUCGGGAACCGAGGCUACGUCUUCGGGGGCAGAUAUCGAGACUCUCGGAUGAAUGACCUCUACUAUCUCAACCUGGAUACGUGGGAGUGGUGUGAAAUCGUCACGCAAGGGGCGUGCCCCGUCGGCCGCUCCUGGCACUCGUUAACUCCGGUGUCGUCCGACCACCUCUUCCUCUUCGGCGGGUUCACCACCGACAAGCAGCCGCUGAGUGACGCCUGGAUUUAUUGCAUCAGUAGAAACAAGUGGAUACAAUUUCAGCACAAUUAUGCAGAGAAACCCCGGCUUUGGCAUACAGCUUGUGCCAGCGAAGAAGGAGAGGUGAUCGUCUUCGGCGGCUGUGCUAACAAUUUACUUGCCCAUCAAAAAGCAGCCCACAGUAAUGAGAUCCUGGUGUUUUCACUGCAACCGAAAUCUCUUGUAAGACUCUGCCUGGAGGCCAUCUUGUGCUUCAAGGAGGUCCUGGCCGGCUCAUGGCACUGCCUGCCCAAGCAUCUGCUCCACAGCCUCAACCAGCGCUUCAGCAGCAGCAACAACACCUCUGGCUCCUAGGAAGCGGCGGGGGUCCCCCGGCGGCCGCCCCUUCCCCCCCCCCUCCGGUGCAUGGAUGAGCCCGCCCACCGAGAGAUGUAAUCGUCAUCUGACCACCCCUCCGUGACGUCUGUAUAGGUUAAUAAUAUCCGUUUUCUUUCUUUGCAUCGUCGUAGGGUAACCGGACGCUUCUCGGCUUCGACCUCUUU
Molecule: messenger RNA, 1471 nt
Organism: Gekko japonicus
Lineage: Eukaryota; Metazoa; Chordata; Lepidosauria; Squamata; Gekkonidae
Gene: KLHDC2
Product: kelch domain containing 2
Molecular function (GO): protein binding
Source: RefSeq, a predicted model, not a curated record